AUUUUAAUUUUAGGACGGCUCUGAAUGGGGUCUUCUAAAUAUACGCCUCGCCUCUAACAGCAGCGCCGCCUGGCGGGAGAUCGGUGCAAUUUCAGGAAGCAGUUUCCACGGCACUGUUUAUUAUGGGCUGGGGAAAUUCCAACAUGAAAUCCCCUCCUGCUAUCAACUUUAGCCGAUAAAAAAACAAACAAAAACACACAAAACAAAUAAUACUUUUAAUUUUAGGACGGUAUCGAUCGGAGUCCGUGAUAGGGAGCACAGCCGGCAGUAGUUUUGAUCAGUUCCACAAUGGUGUAAUCGAGUAUUUAAUCGUAGCUGGGUGUAAAUACUACACGGAAGAGAAUACAUAGACAUUCAUUAUUAACUUUCAAGACCUUGAGGAAUCGCAAUAACACGGCCGUGAAGCCUGUUGCCAUGGUGCAGCCCAAUGGAAUCAUGGGUAACGAGCUGAAGUCGGAUAUGAUCGGAGGGGAGGGGUCGAUGGGGCUCAGGGGUCAGGGGUCACUGCAGAUCCCCCCAGAGCUGGCGAGCAACGAGAUCGUGCAGAGAGUGGUCUCGGAGAAUCAGGAUCUGAGAGAUGCGAUCAGGCAGAGUAACCAGGCUCUGCGGGAGCGCUAUGAGGAGAUGCUGUCUUUCCGGGCUCGGAGUCGGGAGGAGAGGGAAUUCCUGCUGGGAAAGUUCAGGGAGGCGCGCAGCCUGGUGGAGCGGCUGACCCGGGACAAAACAGGACUGCAGAGAGAGAACCAGGAGCUGAGGAGCAGCUUGCAGCUGGUACCAGACAGGACCACAGAGCAGGAGAAGAUGGAAGUGGGAGAGGAGAGAGCGCCGAGCAGAGAGAGUAGCGGUGGUUCUCCCAGCUGUCUCGGCUCCUAUAACACUCUUACUCAGAGCAUGUGUGAAGCAGAGAAACCAGAGAGAGACUCUACAACUGCCAAGCCCCGCGAGGAAGGAGGGAACGAGUUUCUGCUGCUGUUGAAGGAGAGGAAGGAGGAGCUCGAGGAGUCUCUGAGCCGGAUGAAGGAGAGAAACGAGAGACUGGAGAGAGAGAGAGAGGAGCUGGAGAGCAGACUGAGAGAGAGCGAGAGACGGCAAGGAUCAGGAGGGAAGGAGACAAGCAGUGGAGAGGACUCGGCCUCCUCCGAUGAGUGGAAGAAGCUGGUGCUGGAGCUGAGAGAGAAGAUCCAGGAGUCCGAGAGGAGGAACGCGGCGCUCCAGAGCCGAGUGGAGUCCCUUCAGAAGACGACAGCCCAGCUAGAGCGCUCGGAGGCCAGGCUGAAACUGAGAGAGAGGGAGCUGGAGAGGGAAGGGGAGGAAAGAGCGCAGAAACUCACAGAGCAACUGACAAAGGACAGCGAGCCCCUGAAAGCCCAGGUGACCUCGCUGCUGGGAGAGCUGCAGGAGAGACAGGCCAGUCUGGAGAGCUGCCAGCGGGACAGGAGCGCCAUUGAGGAGAAGCUGCGCCAGGUGUCCGAGUCUCGCCGCGCUCUGGAGAAAGAGUGUGAGCUGAUGAGGAAGCAGCACAGCGUGAGUCUAGACCAGCUGAGGAUGAAGGCUCAGGACCUGGAGGCUGCACUCAAACUGGAGAGGCUCACCGUGUCCGAGGAGAAGAGGAAGCUGGCUCAGCUACAGCAUGCCUACACCACUCUGUUUCAAGAUUACGACCAGCAGCUCAAGAAGGAAAACGCCAACAAGCACAAGGGUCUGGAUCUUGAGGAUCUGAAGACCCAGCUGCAGGAAGCAGAAAACGCUCUGGUGCUGAAGCAGGAGCUCAUCGACAAGCUGAAAGAGGAGUCAGAGAGAAACAGAGGAGCGCUGGAGACUGUGCCAGUGCUGACAGCUCAGGCUGAGAUUUACCGCGCUGAUUUCCUGGCAGAGCGGCAGGCUCGAGAGCAGCUGCACCAGCAGAAGGAGGUCCUGCAGGAGCAGCUGCAGCAGCUGAGCGCACAGCUGGAGGGGGCGAGCAGGGCCCGCAUGGAGGAGCUUCAGCAGAGACAUCUAGAGAAUUACAGACCCCCCCUUCAGCACCCCCUACCCCAGCCAGCUGCCUUUGCCCCGAUGGCCGGGGGAGCGACAGUCCCCUUCAGCCCGGCCCAGGAGGGAGGCGGCCGGAGACACAGCUACACAGAGGAGCAGCCGGACUACCGCUGCCCCAAGUGCCAAUACCAAGCACCAGACAUGGACACUCUGCAAAUACAUGUGAUGGACUGCAUACAGUGAGGAGGGGUGAGGGACUGCAUACAGUGAGGGGG
Messenger RNA from Polyodon spathula (Mississippi paddlefish), 2249 nucleotides. It is a transcript of the gene ikbkg, whose product is annotated as inhibitor of nuclear factor kappa B kinase regulatory subunit gamma. Bases 415 to 2217 code for a protein of 600 amino acids. Gene Ontology annotation, biological process: positive regulation of canonical NF-kappaB signal transduction. The transcript is spliced from 15 exons. The record is from RefSeq and is a predicted model, not a curated record. NCBI's taxonomy places the organism in Eukaryota, Metazoa, Chordata, Actinopteri, Acipenseriformes, Polyodontidae. Gene Ontology annotation, molecular function: K63-linked polyubiquitin modification-dependent protein binding. Gene Ontology annotation, cellular component: IkappaB kinase complex; cytoplasm; nucleus.